AUGGGGAUAUGGGACGCAGGUAGUGCAACUAAUUUAAACCUUAUGUGUUGUCCGCUUUGCUGGAACGGUAAAGAUUCUCGUGAUCACUUAUUUUUCCAAUGCUCGUUUGGGUUGCAAGUGUGGAAUUUGGUUAAAGAUUUGGCGUACAUGGAAACAGUCGAUGCCAAUUGGGAUUCUAUUAUGAAUUGGUUUUAUCAUAAUCCUUCGGGUAAGUCGUCAGAAUUUUUAGUUGGUAAAAUGGUUGUUGCGGCUUCAACUUAUUUUAUAUGGCAAGAGAGGAACAAUAGAUUAUUUUCUACAAAGCAGCGGGAGGCUACCUUGAUUGCAAAUAUUAUUCUCCAUACGGUCCGCAUGAAGUUGAUGACGUUCAAGCCAGGGAGAGGAUCCAAGAGUCCGUUAUUGCUAGAGCGGUGGAAGUUCCAAGUCAAGACUAUGAGCAUUGAUCCGGGCUAG
Molecule: messenger RNA, 453 nt
Organism: Helianthus annuus (common sunflower)
Lineage: Eukaryota; Viridiplantae; Streptophyta; Magnoliopsida; Asterales; Asteraceae
Exons: 1
Coding region: 1-453 (150 amino acids)
Source: RefSeq, a predicted model, not a curated record